AUGAGUGAUACCUCUCCAGAUGAAAAUACUAGUCUUUUUACUGAAUCAGUUAAUUAUUCUUCUAGUGUAAGUCUACAAAACACUGAAAACGAGAGUAAAAGUAACCGAGAUAAUCAAAAAUCCUUAGAUGAACAAUACCAUAAAUAUAAUCUGACUUUGCCUAAAUUCCCUAUUUUGUUUUCACUUUGGAUGGGUAGUUUUUUAAGUGCUUUAGAUGGUACUGUAGUGGCCAAUAUCAUGAACCCCGUGGCUGAAGAAUUCCAACAAUCAGAAUUAAAACAUUGGAUAGCUACAAGUUACCUUUUAACAAAUACUGCAUUCCAACCUUUGUAUGGUAAAUUAUCAGAUAUUACUGGAAGAAAAUUUGCUGUAUUAACCGCUCAUUUCUUUUUUGGACUAGGUUGUUUCUUAACAUGUUUUACACAAAAUGUUCCACAAUUUGCUUUGGCUAGAGCAAUUUGUGGUAUCGGCGGUGGUGGCAUUAAUGCUUUAAGUAGUAUCACUGUAAGUGAUAUAUGUACCACGAGAGAAAGAGGUGUCUACCAAGGGUAUGCUAAUAUUGUAUUUGGUACAGGUCAAUUACUCGGAGGUCCUUUAGGUGGUUUUCUAUUGGAUACUAUUGGUUGGAGAGCAGUAUUUGCAUUACAAGUACCACUUCUAUUGACUUGUUCAUUCUUUGCUUGUAGGAAUGUUAAUAUUAAAUUGCUUCACGUACCACCAAGACAUGAAAGGUUCACCUGGGCCAAUAUUUCUAGGAUCGAUCUUGCUGGAUCUAUAACUUUAGUGUUUACUAUUAGUGGACUUUUAUUUUUAACAUCUUCUGAAUGGAAUAAAACCCUUUUGACAAUGUUUACAGUAUUUUCUUUUAUUAUAUUUUUGCUCAUUGAAAUAUAUGUGGCUAAGGAACGAAUUAUUCCAUUUGAAUUAUUAAAAGGCUCUUUUGGUCUUUCUUCUAUUGCAACUGUUAUCUCUUCUUUUAUCAUAUAUGGUGAUAUAUUCAGAUCUCCGAUUUAUUUACAGUUAGUUCAAAACAUUGGUGUUACUGUCACUGGUUUAUAUGCAAUUCCCCCUUCUAUCACUACUGCAAUAGGAUCAGUAAUUACAGGAUCUAUUCUGAGACACACUAAGUUAAAUUUAGCUCAUUGCUCAUCCAUACUAGUUAUGAUUGCCAUUGGCUUACAAUUGAUUGGAUUAAUAAUAUCAUAUUAUUUGAUUAGUCAUAUUCAACCUUCUGUUCCAAUUCAAGAUUCAAUCAAGAUACUCUUAUUCUCUUCUACAUAUCAAUUUAGAUCCGAUUCUAUAUGGUGGAAAAUAAUUUUUAUUUUAGCACUUUGUACUGUAUCAUUCGGUUAUGCCACUCUCUUAGUUUCAACCUUAGUUAGUAUUGUCUUUUCUAUCGAGAGAUCACAGCAAGGUACCAUUACAGGUAUUUUUUAUCUAUGGAGAUCAAUUGGUAAUGUACUUGGUGCAUCAUUAACUUUAGUAGUUUUUGAAAAAUCAUUAGCAUCAAAACUAUGGAAUUAUAUGUUUGGAAAUGAACAACAAACUUCAUUCCAUUUCACUAAGAAACAUUUCAAUAAUUUGAUUUCGGAUUCAAGUUAUUUAAGAUCUGGAGCUUUUCCAGUGGACAUUUUAGCUGACUUGUUAAGUGUUUAUAGACGUGCAUUUUUAGAUUCUUACUUACCAAACACUUCAUUAGCAAUAAUAGGUUUAAUUGUUACCAUCAUUUUAUAUCGACUACAUACAAAAAGAGCUCAAUUAUUUACUACUUCCACACAAGUAUAA
This is a messenger RNA of Arxiozyma heterogenica, 1785 nucleotides long. It is a transcript of the gene VBA1, whose product is annotated as Vba1p. Lineage: Eukaryota; Fungi; Ascomycota; Saccharomycetes; Saccharomycetales; Saccharomycetaceae. Gene Ontology annotation, biological process: basic amino acid transport; transmembrane transport. The record is from RefSeq and is a predicted model, not a curated record. Gene Ontology annotation, molecular function: basic amino acid transmembrane transporter activity. The coding region runs from base 1 to 1785 and encodes 594 amino acids. Gene Ontology annotation, cellular component: fungal-type vacuole membrane. The transcript has a single exon.